AUGAGUGAACUAUAUUCUGGACAUAAGGCCCUAGAAUCUUAUUUUAAAGAGAAAGGAAAUUUAGCAUCAUAUUAUGGUUUCUUACUCCUUCACCACAACACUAUUGUUGCUUCAUCAUUACCAAUUAAUAAUUGGAAGGAACUUAAUAAUCAUUGGGUCAAUCACUUUCUAAUGGAAGCAAAAUAUCAAAUAAUUAAUGAAGAAUCUUUAAUUUCUAUAAAGGAAAAGGUAAAUAAAGAACAAAUAUGUCGUGCAAAAAAUUUAGAAAUUUACUGGAAGGAGGUGAUUACAGAAUUAAAUAAGGAUUCUUUAAAGCGAAAACUUGAAGAAAAGGAAAAUUUCAAUUCACAAUCAAAAAAGUGCCGAACUACUAUUACUCUUUUUUGUAUAGUUCAAGGAAAUGCACACAAUGCCUUUGCUAUUAAUAUUAACAAAAACAAAACCAUUAGUGAGCUUAAGAGUUUAAUCCAAAAAGAAAAACAUAAUGAUUUUGCUGGAAUUGAUCCUGAUCAACUGAAACUCUGGCAGGUUGAAAUUCCCGAUGAUUGUUUUGAUGAGCUAACUAACCUUCAACUUCUUGGAAACAAUGAGCUUCUUGCAACAAAGAAAAUAAGCAAAUAUUUUACUAAAACUCCUGCUAAUGAACAUGUUCAUAUUAUUGUAACUUUACCAGAAACUACUAAAACUAGAAAAGAGUUGGAAUUGAUAAAUAAAGUAGCAGAAUUGCAGAAAUUACUUAAGAAGUCUAUAUAUGGUAUGUUGAUUAUAUUAAAGAAAGUUUGUAAUCAAACAACAACUGAUUUAUAUUUUAUAAUUAUAGAAUUUGAUAUUAUAGUUAAUCCAAAACGUACAAAGACAUCCAAGUGGAUUGUAAAUAUAGAACAAGUGACUCUUAAAGACCUUAAAGAAUUUAUAUUUGCUUUAUAUCAAUUUCCAGAACUUCAGAAAGAUAUUGCAACACUUGCCUUUUCAUGCAAUGAUGAAAAAUAUUCUCCUAAAAGUGACCUAGAGUUUCAAAAUAUGCUUCAAUUAUUUGUAUCAAGAAAUAGCCUCAAAUUCACUAUAUCUAUAGAGACAUCAUUAUCCUUUUCCUCUUGGACUUUUCCAAAAGUAUGUAAACUCUAUAAACUUAGUGAAGAUAGUGAUCCAACAUUAUCUGUAUUUCCUCCUUUUACUUGUGGAUAUGUAAAAUUAAAUGAUGAAAAGUCACAAGUAAUAAUCAAGCAUCUUAUAACUGAAUUGAAUUUCCGCUUCAAAGCUAUUCCUAUUGGAAAUGAAGCAUCAAAAAGUCAAUAUGUUUGUUCAUACCUUGUAGCUAUUGCCAACCUUUUUGAAGAUAAAUUUAAGGUUUAUCCAGAAAAAAAUGUUUCAGGUAUGAAUGGUCAUGGACCUGUAGAUUUUGCUUUAAUUCAAAUUCAAAAUUCUAGAAUAAUUGGUAUUACUGAAGUUAAAGAUAAAGAUUUUCAACAAGGUGUUGCUCAGAAUGCAGUUCAAUGUGAAUCAGCUUUAUCAAAUAAGAAGAAAAAUGUUUUUGGUAUUAUAACUGAUUCUGAAAAAUGGUUUUUUUUGGAGUGUUCAUUAGAUAAUGAAAGAAAACCUUAUUUUAAAUUAUCAAAACCAAUGGUUAUUAUAUAUGGAGAUGAAGAUAUGGAAGAUCGGGUAAAAAAAGUUCUUGGUCAUAUUGUAUGGUUGUUAGAGGAGGCCCAAAAACUAGAUGAAUUAGAGGAUAAAAACUAA
Rhizophagus irregularis DAOM 181602=DAOM 197198 is the source of this 1737-nucleotide messenger RNA. NCBI's taxonomy places the organism in Eukaryota, Fungi, Glomeromycota, Glomeromycetes, Glomerales, Glomeraceae. The record is from RefSeq and is a predicted model, not a curated record.